GUAACAACGGACGUGACUGUGCUAGAGAAUCGCUGUGUUGUAACGAGUAUAGGCUGAUUUUCUGCCGGAAUUUCGAUCAAUAGGUUACCGAAGAUAGAUGGUGUCUUAUGCUCGGCUUCAGUGAAGCUGCUUAGCUUGUGGUGGUCCAUACAUUUUCUGUAAUGGGCGGUCAUUUUCGGCACACCAAAUGGGACCCAUUUUUAAUUAUCAGCCAAAUUGUUUGUCUUCAAGCUCUCUACUACUUAGGUCUUGGAAUCUGGCUGAUACUGAUGAAUUUCAUCACUGGUGAUUUAUUAUCCUCAGAUACUGUGUUUAACUACCAGGUUCUCAACCUUUCGGAGGGUCAUGGCAGGAUCAUCUCUACUGCCUAUGUACUGAAUGCACUGUUCAGCGCCCUGGCUCUCUGGUGGGUGGUGCAGCGGACCAAGCUCUGCCUGGACUUCUCAUGCACCACUCUGCUCUACCACGUACUCCUCUGCUGGGCGGUCAGCGGCCGAUGGCCAGCCAGCGCCACCUGGUGGCUCGUGCAGCUCGUCUGCCUGGGUCUGGCCUGCGUGGGAGGUGAGUUCCUCUGCAUGCGAACAGAGCUGGCCGCCAUCCCCGUCGGUCUCGGCGGAGGACGGGUGGAUUUGUGACACCGGAGGAGGAGGGGAGCCGCGUGAGCAUCACGCUUGUCUCCCUGUGAGGUUCGUCUCUCAGAGAGUAUCGUCUCUCGGUGGGCCUUGUCUCCCCUGAGAGACUGAGGACGGUCCAGUGAGACUGCCGACUCUGGCUCCCAAACCGACUGACCGGUGGGCGACUCGUCGUGUGGUCGUUCAGCCAUCCAGUUAGCCGGUGAAAGACGUGUUCCGGACUGGGGCCGCGCUUCAGGUGACAUGAAUCGCGAGAAGUGUGAGUGAGACGUGAGCGCCGACUUUGACAUUUCUACUCGUAAAGCGCUGUGCUGAAUGAGUGUGGCGAUUCACUGUGCUCGUCAUGGAUACUAUCAAUGAAGACAUAGUGAUGAGACGAGGACCUGUGAAGGCGAAUGUCUCAACAUGUGUCUGUGAAAACGGGCACGGAGUCGUUGAACUUGUCUCAGGAUCCGUACGUCCGCUCAGCAGAUUGUACGGUUUCUCGAGCUCAUGUCUGCGAGACUAUCUGGAGCGUCUAGACGGAGUUCGAAGCCACCCCCAGGGUACGUGGUCAUCGUCUCCCAGUCUCUUGGGGACCGGAGACUGAACUGUCUCCCUGGGAGCUCGUGUCUUUUCUGUGUCCCGCAGGGGCGCAUAUCGUCAUAUGUCACUGUUCUGUUAUCAAUGGCAUCAGUUGCACGGUUCUGCUAAGUCGUAUUUCAUCGUCGGAAACUCCGGAGCUUUAAAUGAUUGCUUGCUUCUCUUACUUUGGAGUCAGCUGUUGUGUUCCAGAGUCGAAUAAGGUAUCAGAUCUGAGCAUACCUACCUUAAUAUGACACAUAUUGACGGGAUAAUUUAUAUGUGUAAUGUAACCAAUCAAUUAAUGCUUAUUUGAUGAUUGUUUCAGAAUGUACACAGUGUCAGUCAUAUUUUUAAUAAAAUACAUUUCGUGAAGAAAAUCGCAUGUUGCCUGGCCUUACUGCAACUCUAACGUUAAAACGUUAUCAUGAUGAAGUACCUCGCUCUAAAAGAUUGCUGAAUGAGUACCGAUGAGACCAAAAUGGAGUAGAUUUUCUAAUAGCAAGUGACGUUUAUGGCCCGGAAUUUCAUCAUACCACAGAUGCUGACUCACCUUAUGACUCACCUUAUUACCCACCUUUCAUCAGUCAACUUUUCCCACUGCAGACUGUCAUCAAACUCAGGGACAUCAUCAGUGAAUCUGAGAAUGUAUUUGUCAAAUUUGAUACUACAAAUAUGGGAAAAUACAGUUGACCUUCACAUCACGCAUGACUAUAGUCCCGGCACACCACCGACCGACUCAGACAUAUCCUAGAAGCGAGCUCUCCGAGACCAGCGGCGCAGCAGACUGACGCAGCGAUCACCACAUUGGUCAGACACCGCAGCGAUUCGCACCAGUGCCGUAUCACGAGUAACGACAUUGACAUGUACAGCAUACAGCGUAGAUAGGUGCAGUAGCCAUUAGAUGCUUAAAUGAGUUGCGUACGAUUUGUUUAUCUUCGGCCUCACAAAUUGUUGCAAAUUGUUGCUAAGACAAAAUGCAUUUGAUUGAUUGAAGUUGUUCCUGGUUAACGUUGUUAUUGAUAAUGAGUGUCGUGCAACGUUCGCUUACUGAUUAAGUUAUUAUUUGAGAAUGCAGUCAAGCAAAAAUCACAAAGGUAUAGACUUGUUGGCACUGUCAGAUAUUUCGUAGCAUUUUAAUAGCCACGGGAAGACCAUUAACUUUCAGUGACCAAAGCCAUUCCAAGCGCCAAAUAUCCUACAACCAUUCGCAAGACAAGCAGCUAUGCGAACUUAGCUAACACAAAACACCAUUCGAUGUAAGGCGUUUAUCAUGUAAAUGAUAAUAUCUAAGACACGUAUGUAUACGCAGACGCACAAGCGAAAACAUAAGCCUUACGAAACUGACAUCUGGCUGACAAUAAUGCAUGCAAGGGCGUCACAGUAAAUACGACGGCAAUAUCGACCUCAGAGGCCUGUAUUUAAAAUGAUCUAGCCGUCUUCUGAGGAUCACAAGCUAAACAAACAGGCAAGUACAGGCCAGGGUUGGUUCCAGGUCAAAAUCGGCAGCAGACAUUGCGUCUGGAUAUUUCUGCCGCGAAGCACAUCGCCAAACAUAGAACGCACCAGCACAUUGGUAUAGUGAGCCACAAGUACAGCGCUCGGUACGCGUCACCUUGCAUAACACAGCAUUGGCGAGGGGUGGGUCGCAGUUACAGUCCACACGGGCGGCACGCGUAAAGGGCGCUCCAUGUGGACACUCGGUCCAGUCCACAGGCCUGUCCACUGCUGGUCCACAGGUUCGUCCACUUCCGCAGCACCCUCCCUGACAGCACGUCCACAAAGUCACGUCUCUCGUGUAACCCUUGACCUUUCACUGACCUCGACCUCUCACAGGUCACCCAGUACCGCACGUUAAGUACUGACUGUCGACUGAUAAGUACUGACUCAUCACCUGUCUCAUAGAUCCUUCUCUAUCAGCAGCGCAUCUUUGACUGCCACCUCCGACAGACCGAGUGGCCCGAAUGCCGAGCUUGUCACGCGGGGUUGAUGUAGGGUGACAGAGAGCUGAUGUAGGGUGACCGAGCCGGGCAGAGAGGUGACUGAGCCGGGCAGAGGGCAGCCACUGUCUCAAAGCCGAGCUCCAGGCUGGCUGUACCGCCAGAGCGCUGGGGC
This is a messenger RNA of Amphibalanus amphitrite, 3308 nucleotides long. Its product is annotated as protein SYS1 homolog. The transcript is spliced from 3 exons. The record is from RefSeq and is a predicted model, not a curated record. Lineage: Eukaryota; Metazoa; Arthropoda; Thecostraca; Balanomorpha; Balanidae. Gene Ontology annotation, biological process: Golgi to plasma membrane protein transport; protein localization to Golgi apparatus; Golgi to endosome transport. Bases 162 to 635 code for a protein of 157 amino acids. Gene Ontology annotation, cellular component: trans-Golgi network; Golgi membrane.